AUGCAUUAAUUUGAGAAUGAAACAAAUAAAUUUUUGGAAGAAUUAAAAAAUGGAUCCAGCAAUAUAUUAGUAACGAUUUUUCUAUUUUCUAGGUAGCAAUAAGAGUUAGGCCUUUAAAUUAGAAGGAAAGAAGUGUAUCAGAGUUUGAAACUAUAAGAAUACUUGAUGGAAAAAUGAUAGUAUUGAUGGAUCCAGAAUCAGAAAGAGAAGAUGAAGUAUUGACAUUAUAUAGAAUAGUUAUUAAGAAAAAAUAGGUUAAAGGAAACUAAUUUUGCAUUUGAUUUUGUUUUUGAUUAAUGGGCACCACAAUAAAAGAUUUAUGAAAACACAACAGAGUUUUUAUUGGAAGGAGUAUUGGAAGGAUUCAAUACAACUGUAUUUUGUUAUGGUGCAACAGGUUCUGGCAAGACAUUUACGUAAAUUAUAUAUAAUUAAGUAUAGAAUGAUAGGAACUUAAUAAGAAGUUGGUUUAAUGCCAAGAGCAUUAUAGUCACUUUUUAAUUAUUCUUAAUCAGAUCGAUUCAAAGAAACUUAAUUUAAGGUCUCUUAUGUUGAAAUAUAUAAUGAGAAUAUACGAGAUUUGUUGACAUAAGAAGAUAAAAAUUUAGAAAUUAGAGAAGAUAAAAAUAAUGGAAUAUAAAUAGCAGGUGUUAUUGAAAUUGAAGUUAAAACAGUCACUGAAGUGUUAUCUCUUUUAAAAGUUGGUAAUAGAAAUCGAUCCAAAGAAGCAACUGAUGCAAAUAAAGAAUCAUCUAGAUCUCAUGCCAUAUUAUAAGUUUAAGUAGAAUGCAAAGAUAAAGCAUCAGGAUUAUAAGAAUAAAUCAUAUAAAGCAAAUUUAGUUUGGUAGAUUUAGCAGGUAGUGAAAGAGCUUCCAAUACAAAUAAUAGAGGUUAAAGAAUGGUAGAGGGAGCAAAUAUCAACAAAUCAUUAUUAGUUUUAGGCAAUUGUAUUCAAUCAUUAUCAGAAGCAAAUGAAAAAGGAAUCAAAAAUCCAUUUAUACCAUUUAGAAAUUCUAAAUUAACUAGAUUAUUAAAAGAUUCUUUAGGUGGUAAUUGUAGAACCGUUAUGAUUUCUAACGUCACUCCAUCAGUAAGUAGUUUUGAAGAAACCUACAAUACAUUAGUCUAUGCAAAUAGAGCUAAAAAUAUUAAAACUGUUGCUAAUAGAAAUGUCUUAUUGGCCUAAAAUCACAUUAGUAAUUAUGCACUUCUAAUUUAAAAUCUUAGAUAGGAAAAUGAAGAACUCAAAUAAUUGAUAUAAUAAUAAUAAUUAAAUUCCAUUACUCCUUAAACAAGUAGCAAGUAAAUCUAUUAAGUAGGAUUGCCUUCCAUUAAUUAAAAAACAGUCCCAGUUCCUUAAUUAAAUUUGAAAUAAUAGGUUAAUGAAUUGGAAUCUAUUAUAAAUCAAAACAUUUCUGAUAUCAUAGAAGCAAAAAAUAAAUUAUAUGAUAUGGAACAACAACAGAAUCAAUAUUAAUAAAAUAUUGGUUUUUUAUAAUAUCAAAAAGGUCGCUCAUAAGAUAAAUUCGAAUAAAUGAAAUUAUUAGAAAGAAUUGAUAAUGCUAAAACACAAAAAGCUAUUCUUAAAUAAAGUGAAGAUGAUAUGAAAUAAUAAUUACUUGAAUAUGAUAUUAAAAAAGUUGAUAUUUAAAAGUAAGUAUAAUAAAUACCAGAUCUAAAUCAAAAAACUUAUUUGUAAGGAAUCAUUAAGUAAGGAGAACUUAAAAUAGUAAUUAUUAUUAUCCUAUAUUAUAGGAAAAUAUUGAACUUCAAAUUUAGGAAAAAAGAAGGAGAUAUUAGGAAUAAAUAUAAGAUGAAUAAGUAAGAUAAUUAAGAACUUAAAUACAUUAAUAAUAAUAAACAAAAAAUAUUUAAAGUGCAAAAUCUAAAUCUAGUUAUUAAAAUGGACCCAAAAAAGGUAUAUCAUUAAUUUAGUAUUUUAGUUCCUAGUUUACCUGGAGUAGAUUCACCAUACUAUUCUAUUACUGGUGGAUAAACUUAUGCUGUACAAAGGUAUUUAAAUCUUAUUUUUAGCAGAAGUUAAAAACAAAAAUCUCAUCUUAAACUUCCACCUGUGUUAUAAAUGGCUUAAUUGCAAAAAUCUCCUAAAACUUAGAAUUCUAGUUUGAAUAGUAAACAUUAUAAUCUAUUAGGUAAUCCGUUAAAAUAUAGAAUGGCUUAAAGAUACACAACUAGAUUGAAUAGACCUCCAUCUUAUCGUCCUCCAAGUUCUUCUAGGAAAUCUGCUAUUGGAAAAUAUAUUAAUAGAUCAUUAGAUUUAGGAAGUGAAAGAGAAAGUGUCAAUAAAAGUUCUGGAGAUUUAUAAAAUUCAGUUAGUCUGAGGAAACUUAAAAAACUUCAUUAAGAAUAUUAAUAAUAGAGAUUUGAAAGAGUCGUAAGUGGUAAAAGGAAUUAAAAAUCUAUGCCAUAUUUUGGUAGCAAAGUUCUUUUGCCAGGUAUGGUUCACAAAUCACCAUAUGUUAAAAACUUUUAGAAUAAUCAAGAACCCAUUGAAUUAAAAAAAGAGAGAUUGAAAAUGCUAAAUAUUAAUCUUAAAGCUUAAUAUGGCGAUAAAUUUUCGCUGCAAAAUUGA
Messenger RNA from Paramecium pentaurelia, 2593 nucleotides. The record is from the annotation of a GenBank genome assembly. Lineage: Eukaryota; Ciliophora; Oligohymenophorea; Peniculida; Parameciidae.